Messenger RNA from Ochotona curzoniae (black-lipped pika), 2133 nucleotides. It is a transcript of the gene SLCO2B1, whose product is annotated as solute carrier organic anion transporter family member 2B1. The coding region runs from base 1 to 2133 and encodes 710 amino acids. NCBI's taxonomy places the organism in Eukaryota, Metazoa, Chordata, Mammalia, Lagomorpha, Ochotonidae. Gene Ontology annotation, cellular component: membrane. Gene Ontology annotation, biological process: bile acid and bile salt transport; transmembrane transport; sodium-independent organic anion transport. Gene Ontology annotation, molecular function: protein binding; bile acid transmembrane transporter activity. The record is from RefSeq and is a predicted model, not a curated record. The transcript is spliced from 14 exons.
AUGGAACCUAGGAUAGGGCCAGCGGGCGAGGAGCCCCCAACACCAGACAAGACUACAAUGUGUGCAGAAGACAUGGCUGGAGGGGACGCCAGCCCAACCCCUCGGGACUCGCGCCCCAGUGUGUUCCACAACAUAAAGUUCUUCGUCCUGUGCCACAGCCUGCUGCAGCUGGCACAGCUCAUGAUGUCCAGCUACCUCAAGAGCUCCAUCUCAACCGUGGAGAAGCGCUUCGGCCUCUCCAGCCAGACCUCAGGGCUGCUGGCUGCCUUCAACGAGGUGGGAAAUACAACCUUGAUUGUCUUCGUGAGCUAUUUCGGCAGCCGGGUACACCGGCCCCGGCUAAUCGGCUGUGGGGCUGUCCUGGUGACUCUGGCCGGCCUGCUCAUGACUCUCCCACACUUCCUCUCAGAGCCGUACCGCUACGAACACAGCAGCCCCGAGGAUACUUCUCAGGAUUUCAAGCCUUCCCUGUGCCUGCCCACGAUGCCUGCCCCGGCCCUAGCCUCCUCCAAUGGCACCUGCUCCAGCUACACUGAGACCCGGCAUCUGACCACGGUGGGGAUCAUGCUCACGGCACAGACCCUGCUGGGUGUGGGCGGGGUGCCCAUCCAGCCUUUCGGCAUCUCCUACAUCGAUGACUUCGCCCACCACAGCAACUCACCCCUGUACCUCGGGAUCCUGUUUGCAGUGACCAUGAUGGGACCAAGCAUGUCCUUCGGGCUGGGCAGCCUCAUGCUGCGCCUUUACGUGGACAUUGACCGGAUGCCAGAAGGUGGCAUCAAUCUGACCCAGAAGGACCCCCGCUGGGUGGGUGCCUGGUGGCUGGGCUUCCUCAUCUCAGCAGGCGCUGUAGCCCUGGCUGCCCUCCCCUACUUCUUCUUCCCCAGGGAGAUGCCCAAGGAGAAGCAUGAGCUUCACUUUCGGAGAAAGGUUUCAGCAGCUACAGCAUCACCUGCCAGCCAGGCUGAGGACUCCCUUGCUGAACAGGGCCUGGGGGAGUCCCAGAAGAAGCAAGAUGGCUUAGCCCAGAUCGCACCAGACCUGACCAUUCUCCAGUUCAUCAGAGUCUUCCCCAGGGUGCUGCUGCGGACGCUGCGCCACCCCAUCUUCCUGCUGGUGGUCCUGUCACAAGUGUCUAUGUCCUGCAUGGCGGCGGGCGUGGCCACCUUCCUGCCUAAAUUCCUGGAACGCCAGUUUUCCAUCACAGCCUCCUACGCCAACCUGCUCAUCGGCUCCCUCGCCAUACCCUUGGUCAUCGUGGGCAUCGUGGUAGGGGGUGUCCUGGUCAAGCAUCUGCACAUGGGCCCCCUGCGCUGUGGCCUGCUUUGCCUGCUGUCGGCAGGGCUGGGCAUGCUGCUUAGCCUGCCCCUCUUCUUCAUUGGCUGCUCCAACCACCAUGUUGCAGGCAUCACCCAUCAGUCUGCCACACAGCCAGAGCCAGCACUGUUUCCAGGUUGCAUGAAACUCUGCUCCUGCCCGGCAGAUGACUUUAACCCCGUGUGUGACCCUAGUACCCACGUGGAGUACCUCACGCCCUGCCAUGCAGGCUGCACCAGCCAUGUGGUCAAGGAAGCCAGGGACAUAAGCCAGGUUCUUUAUACCAACUGCAGCUGCGUGCCGGGGGGCCAGCCUGUGCUGGGGGGCUCCUGUGAGUCAUCCUGCAGCUCCCUGGUGCUGCCCUUCAUAUUCCUGGUCAGCUUGAGCGCAGCCAUGUUCUGCAUCACCCACACACCCUCCUUCAUGCUCAUCCUAAGGGGAGUGAAGAAAGAAGACAAGACUUUGGCUGUGGGGAUCCAGUUCAUGCUACUGAGAGUUUUGGCCUGGAUGCCCAGCCCCGUGAUUCAUGGCAGCGCCAUCGACACCACAUGUGUGCACUGGGCCGUGAGCUGUGGACGCCGGGCUGUAUGCCGCUACUACAACCUUGACCUGCUCCGAACCCGGUUUGUGGGCCUCCAGUUCUUCUUCAAAGCGGGCACCAUGAUCUGCUUUGCUUUAGUUGUGGCCGUCCUAAGGCAGCAGGACAAAGAGGCAAGCGCCACGGCCCCUGGAGUGGCUCCUGCAUCCAGCCCUGCUCUGCAGAAGAAGCUGUUGGUGUCGGACCUGGACAGGAAGCGCGAGGACUCCAGAGUGUGA